UGUCCUUGAGUACUUCUGAAUGCCUCGAAUCACCGCCAGUAAAAUAGUUCUUCUAAUUGCAUUAUCAUUUUGUAUUACUGUUAUUUAUCACUUUCCAAUAGCAACGAGAAGCAGUAAGGAGUACGAUGAAUAUGGAAAUGAAUAUGAAAACGUUGCAUCGAUAGAGUCGGAUAUAAAAAAUGUACGUCGAUUACUUGACGAGGUACCGGAUCCCUCACAAAACCGUCUACAAUUCCUGAAACUUGAUGAGCAUGCUUUUGCAUUCUCGGCCUACACAGACGAUCGAAAUGGAAAUAUGGGGUACAAAUAUGUCCGAGUCCUGAUGUUUAUCACGUCACAAGACAACUUUUCCUGUGAAAUAAACGGGAGAAAGUCCACAGAUGUAUCACUUUACGAGUUCUCGGAAAAUCACAAAAUGAAGUGGCAAAUGUUUAUUUUGAAUUGUAAACUACCCGAUGGUAUAGAUUUCAAUAAUGUUAGCUCUGUAAAGGUCAUAAGAAGCACAACCAAGCAGUUUGUUGAUGUGCCGAUUCGGUAUAGAAUUCAAGAUGAGAAAAUAAUUACGCCAGACGAAUAUGACUAUAAAAUGUCAAUUUGUGUUCCAGCAUUGUUUGGAAAUGGAUAUGAUGCAAAGCGAAUUGUUGAGUUUAUUGAGCUGAAUACUUUGCAAGGAAUCGAGAAAAUAUACAUUUACACUAAUCAAAAAGAGCUUGAUGGAUCCAUGAAGAAAACGUUGAAAUACUAUUCGGAUAAUCACAAAAUAACAUUAAUUGAUUACACAUUACCAUUCAGAGAGGAUGGUGUUUGGUAUCACGGGCAAUUGGCAACUGUUACUGAUUGUUUACUGAGAAACACUGGAAUCACAAAAUACACAUUUUUCAAUGAUUUUGAUGAGUUCUUCGUCCCCGUUAUCAAAAGUCGGACUCUCUUUGAAACAAUCAGUGGGCUUUUUGAAGAUCCCACUAUUGGAUCGCAACGAACAGCUUUGAAGUAUAUAAAUGCAAAAAUCAAGAGCGCUCCGUAUUCACUGAAAAAUAUUGUUUCCGAAAAACGAAUUGAAACAAGAUUCACGAAAUGUGUAGUUCGACCGGAAAUGGUUUUUGAACAGGGUAUUCAUCAUACGAGUAGAGUGAUUCAAGACAACUAUAAAACGGUUUCCCAUGGCGGAUCCCUUCUACGGGUUUAUCAUUACAAGGAUAAAAAGUAUUGUUGCGAAGACGAGAGCCUCUUGAAAAAACGGCAUGGAGAUCAACUUCGGGAAAAAUUCGAUUCAGUUGUUGGUCUUUUAGACUUGUAGCUCAUUUGUUAAUUUAUAUUAUUUAUUAGUCAAAUUCUCAAAUCUAUAAUGCAUAAAUAUUGUUACACCGCU
This is a messenger RNA of Caenorhabditis elegans, 1369 nucleotides long. It is a transcript of the gene galt-1, whose product is annotated as Beta-1,4-galactosyltransferase galt-1. Bases 20 to 1297 code for a protein of 425 amino acids. The transcript is spliced from 8 exons. Lineage: Eukaryota; Metazoa; Nematoda; Chromadorea; Rhabditida; Rhabditidae. Gene Ontology annotation, cellular component: Golgi cisterna membrane. The record is from RefSeq and is marked reviewed.